Messenger RNA from Rhodotorula toruloides NP11, 1950 nucleotides. Its product is annotated as transcriptional regulator Medusa. Gene Ontology annotation, cellular component: nucleus. Lineage: Eukaryota; Fungi; Basidiomycota; Microbotryomycetes; Sporidiobolales; Sporidiobolaceae. The transcript is spliced from 2 exons. Bases 1 to 1950 code for a protein of 649 amino acids. The record is from RefSeq and is a predicted model, not a curated record.
AUGCCCGCCUCGUUCGGCGCGGGUUCACCUCAACUCGACAGCACUGGCACGCCCCAUCCAGGCGUCAACCGUCGCUUUGCUGUCAUCUUCGGUCAGGCCCAAGCGCCGACCAAGUUCACUCGCGCGCAGGCGAUCGACGGGAACGGAGUCGGGCAGAGCAUGUCGGCGGGACCGAACGAGGAGGACGCCUUUGUCGUCCUGACGACUUUCGUGCCCUCGCGGCAUGCGAUGGGUCCGCCAGGAGAGCGGGUGAUGGUCCUCGUGCAGAGCAUCGACGUCGACACCGGCGCGGUCGUCGAGUCGUGCAUCGUGGGCGAGUGGGACCCGCAGCAGGCGAUUUCGGCGUAUGGGCAGCGCGCGCCGACGACGCCGAGGGUCAGUCAGCUGAAGCGGAGCGGGGAGGACUUGAGCAGCGGUCGCGAGGCGCCUGGGUUGCGCAGUCCGGCAGGGUCAGUGCAUGGCAGUCCUGCGCGCGGGCAGGGCGAAUGGCAUCACGCGUCUGCCGCGCACACGCCCAACAUUCCUCAACACGCGCAAAUGCCCGGCCUCGACGCCUACGACGCUUCCGCCGCCGCUCUCGCCGUCCCUCUCCCCGCUCCCGCUCCUCCCGCCGCCUCGACUUCCACCGCUCUCCCUCCACCUCCACCUCCUCCGCUUCGACCCCUGAACUCGGGCCAGUACCCGCCACAACCCGAACUCAUCCGGACGUCGCAGAUCCACGCGGCGAAGAACGGCUACGGCGCGACCUACUCGCACAAGGUCGUUCUCAAGCUGCAGGGUGACCUCAACACGAUGGCGAUGGGAUGGACGAACGAGGAGUGGACGGCGCGACGACGACUCGUCCAGUUCUGGCCUCAGCAGGACGGCCAGGUCAUCAACGUCACCUUCCGUCCGAUUCCGCAGACCGAAUACGUCCAGAACUCGAUCGUCAUCUCGUGCAUCUUCCGAGACGACUUUAACGAGUGCUUCGUCACCUCCGUCGACACGAUCUACCUCCUCGAGGCGCUCGUCGGGUCGCGCUUCACCGUCGAGGAGAAGAAUCGCAUUCGGCGAAACCUCGAGGGCUUCAAGCCGCAGACCGUCUCGAAGGCCAAGCCUGAUGCGGAACCGUUCUUCAAGCUCAUCAUGGGCUUUCCGAAUCCCAAGCCGCGCAACAUCGAGAAGGACGUCAAGGUGUUCCCGUGGAAGAUCCUUGCGCAGGCGCUCAAGAAGAUCAUGUCGAAAUACUCCGCCAAUUACCCUCUCAACCCGGACGGCACACCCGUUGGCGGCCUCGCUCCCGCCCGUCCAGUCGAAGGUUCCGCAGCCGGCGAGUCACCUCAAGUCGACGGCGCUUCGCCGAACGACGAGCACGCCUCGCCUCGCCUCAACACGGUCGCCGGUCCCUCGAGCUCGACUACAUCGCCGAACCUCUCGCACGAUACGUCGCCACAUUUGCAGCAGUCGUCCUACGCGCAGCAGCAGCAGUACGUCGAGGCUGGCCCUUCUGGCGCAACGCAUACCCCGCCUCAGCCGCAGACGAGCUCGGCAUCUUCGAGCCAGGUCUUUGCGUCGUACCCCACGCCCCAGACCGCCUACCCGACUCCGCUGCCCGUUGCGAACGGCUCGCCUGCUGCAUCGGCGGGUUACUCGGCGUACCAGCCUGAUUCGUCGGCUGCGUCUGCGGCGUCUGGCCUCUUCCCGAGCGCGGAGGACUACGGCGUCUCGGCGUCGCACUUCCAGCAGCAGCAUCAGGUCGACGGUAUGCAGCCACACCUGAGGAGCUACUCGGAAGGCGGGCAGUACGGCGCCGUUCAGCAGGACGCGCAGCAGCCACAGGCCUCGGGAUACUCGAGCGCGACAAACGGCGACCAGGGCGACGAGUCAGCGCAGCAACAGUACGCGAAGGACGAGCCGCCGCAGCGAAACGGUCAGGAGCAGCAGCAGCGCGACGACGCCGACGCGGCAUGA